AUGGAUAAGUUAUAUUCUCGUUACAAACAUUUAGAAACAAUUAUAGACAUAAAAAAUUUCCGAGUUUCAAUUACUCAUAAAGGUGAACCACUUUAUAGCAAGGGCUAUACAUUUAAGAUCUAUGACCCUGAAAAACAGUUGGUUAAACCAUUGUAUUUGGCAGCAAAUAACAAAAAUGCAAUGAUUCAAUGGGAAAACGCCCUACGUUUAUCGUCAUCUAUUGUCAAUGAUAUUCUAACUGGUAACACAUUGUCAGAAUUGAUUGAAACAGAUGAUAAUAAUCGUGAUGUUAUUUUGGACAAAGAUUAUCCAACAACUGAUUCGUUUCGACAACGGUCAUAUCGACCGCAACAUCGACAAAUAUUACGUUCGAUGGAUGAUAAUGCGGUUGAUAAUUAUCAAUCAGCAUUUCAACGUCCUUUUCAACAUCAGAAUCGGCCAAAAUCAGCUCGAACAUAUCGGACAACAUAUAAUAGCAGUGAUAAAAAUUCAUUUGGUUAUCAUUCUCAUGUUGAGGAUGAUUCUUUAUUUCCGUCGUCAAUUAAUUCUUACGAUUCAUUACGACGUGCCCAAAGUACAGAAUUAUUUAGUGAUCGUAAUACAGAUAGGAUAAUAUCAAGAUCAAAAAUGAACACAACGACUAACGACAUUGACAACGUUCUUAUUGAUGAUAAUAUCAGUGGUGAUGAUGAACAACAAUUGUUAAGACUGCGGCGUUACAAUGAUAGUAAUUCGUACAACCGUCAAUCAUUAUCAAAACGGCAAAAUCGAAAAACAACUGAAUCGAAUUAUCAAGGAGGUGGAGAUGAUAUGAAUCUAUUUAAUAAUGAACGAUUAGUCGAUGCAUUUGGUAGAAAUAAUUCACAUCAUAGACGAUUUAAAUUACGUACGCCAACGAUUAAAAAUAAAAAUAAUAAUCACAUAACCGUCGAUGAGGCGAAUAUUGAUAAUUAUGGAUUUGGAUUUAGACCCGAUAAUGAUAAUAAGUCAAAAAUCAUUGAAGACGAUGAAAAAUCAAAAACAUCAGACUUUGCCGUUGUUGAUCGUCUGGUAUUAGGACCAGCUGCAUCUGUUUUAGAUACAAAACAACACAAGUCACAUUUGAUAGAUAAUAACACAUUCGAUCGUACGAAUACAAGAUCGAGACAAUCAUCCACGCGAUCUAUUUUACGUGGUCGAUCGAAAUCAAUUGGAGAUUUUCCACGACAGACAAAUUUUAAUGAUAUUCCUUAUGGUUUCAACGAAUCAGGUUAUGUGCGAACACAAACUGAAAGCGAAUUAUUAGCAUGGCAAAAUAGAAUGCUUCAAAGAGAACAACAUGGUCCAUUUCGGCCUCCACUUCCCAAUGGCUAUCAAGUAACAAACCCAAGAGUGAAUCUCAGUUCAUCUUACUCAUCUAGUCGUUACAACGAUCGUCUAAUGCCUUCCAGUCGUCCAGUAUCAGCGACAUCAAGUCUGAGUGUUGAAAGCCAAAAAGUUGACUAUGAUCAUCACGAUACCUUGUCGAGAUCUGCUCGUACCAUCAAACGUCAUAUUGAGUUACUCUAUCAUUUACAAUCAUUUUAUGAAAGAACUAUCGAACAAUUAUAUAAUGGAAGUGGACGCAAUAGUUUCGUAAAUAAAUCGUCUCAUUCAGUAUAUUUCACACACUGUCGUAAAAUAUCGGAUCAAAUAGAACGUUUAAAACCGAAUUGGGAAAAAAAAAUCAAUGACUUACAACGAUUAUUAAAAGAAAUUCCCAUAUUAAAUAACACCGAUGAAUGGCUAACGAUAAAAAGUGAGAAUGAUAUUGAUCAUGUAUUAAAUGACGACAAUAUUUGUAUACAGUUAGAAGACGAGUUAACAUCGUUACUUCAACAUCAGUCGUUACUAAAUGAGUUUUGCUCAUUAUUACAAUGGAAUUGUCAAAUAUAUUCAAUAAAUGAACAAAAUCGUGUUGAAAUUUUGUUACCAAUAUUGCGUGAUCAGUCAGUAUCAGCCGAUGGUUAUGUAGCACAUGUUAGUCAGCAACUAACAGGACUCGUCACCAGUCUUCGUUCAUUGGAAAAAUAUAUUUUGGCGUAUGUGAACACAAUUCCACAAUUCAACAAUGAUGAGAGAUAUCAACAACACCAUUUAUCAUCACAUCCUUAUACAGAAACCUAUUUGGAUACACUGCCAACUAGAAAUUCAGUGAACAUGACAAGCAAAGACGAUUAUCGAUUAAAAUUUAAUCAUCAACAACAACAACGGACGAUAAAUAUGCAAAUAUCAGAUGAUGUACGCCAGCAACCUUAUUUAUCAAAUCAUGGCAAUAACAGUAAUUCACCAUUGUACAUCUCAAAUGGUAAUAAUUAUAACGAUUAUCAAAAUCGAAGGAGAAGAAGUCCAAGUCCAAAAAUUCGUUCAACAUCCGCUCCCCGUUAUGAUGAAGAUUUACAUACCAAAAACAGAGAAUUGGGAAUUUUGAAAUCAUCACAACAACAGCGAUACAAUGCUAAUCAGGAUUUUGACGCUGAUAUUUUUAAACCCGACAAAGUAGAUAUUCCAGAACGAUUGAUUGAUUUUGGAAACGAAGAACGUUUGACCGCUACUGAAAGAUUAGCACGAUUAAAGAAAAAAGAUGAAGUGCGAAAAAUGUUAUCGAAACAGAGUGUUCAAGAAAUGAGUGACAAUGAAUUCAACGAUACUCGUGGAACAUCGUCAUCAUUUCUACGUCGACGGCACGAAAAAGAAGUAAAAAAUCGUGAAAAGGCAUUAGAUUUACAAUCAGCGAUUGCAUUUGAAGCUAAACAGAAAAGUCGCCAAGUAGCUGAUGAAGACAUGGACAAUUAA
Molecule: messenger RNA, 2814 nt
Organism: Didymodactylos carnosus
Lineage: Eukaryota; Metazoa; Rotifera; Eurotatoria; Philodinida; Philodinidae
Source: the annotation of a GenBank genome assembly